CACCAUGAGUUCAUCAGCCUUCAUCAUCUUCAUCUUCACUCUGCUGCAGGGCUUUGCUCUGAGUACUAAGAAUUCUGAGGAAUUCAAUGCUGGAACCACACGUGGUUCAGAUAAUAUGAUGAACAGUGUGAAAACAGCCAUGGACACCAUCAUUACCGUGAAUGACGAUCAGGAAGUGUUCGCGGUGGACGGGGUCAGAAUCAGAGAGGGAGACAUCGCUGUGUCCAGGCACAAUGAGAGGAGCUGCUUCGCUCAGACCUGCCUGUGGAAUAAAUCAGUGGACGGUCAUGUUUAUGUAGCCUACACACUCUCGCCGUUCUACAGUGAGGUGGAUGAGAGCGGAAUAAAGCGAGGGAUGAAGCUGAUCGAGAGAGGGACAUGUGUUCGCUUCGUUCCUAAAACACAUGAGAGAGAUUACCUGGACAUUCAGCCCAAAUCAGGAUGCUGGUCGUUUGUGGGGAUGGUAGGUGGGGGUCAGCCGCUCUCCCUGCAGAGCCCCGGCUGUAUGUGGUCCGGCGUGGCUGCCCACGAGUUCAUGCAUGCUCUGGGCUUCGUCCACGAGCAGUCCCGCUCUGACCGCGACAGAUACGUCACCAUCCUGUGGGACAACAUCAUGGAGGGUCAGAAGCACAACUUCAGGAAGUACCACACCAACAACCUGAACACUGCGUAUGACUACUCCUCUGUGAUGCACUACGGCAGGUUCGCCUUCUCAGAGGAGGGGUUGCCCACCAUCAUGCCCAAACCGGACCCCAACAUCCCCAUCGGUCAGCGAGACGGGCCGAGUCCGCUGGACAUUCACAAAAUAAACCUGCUGUAUAACUGCGGGGGCCGCAUCUGACCGCAC
Messenger RNA from Pygocentrus nattereri (red-bellied piranha), 847 nucleotides. It is a transcript of the gene hce2l2, whose product is annotated as high choriolytic enzyme 1. Gene Ontology annotation, molecular function: zinc ion binding; metalloendopeptidase activity. Bases 5 to 841 code for a protein of 278 amino acids. The record is from RefSeq and is a predicted model, not a curated record. Gene Ontology annotation, biological process: proteolysis. NCBI's taxonomy places the organism in Eukaryota, Metazoa, Chordata, Actinopteri, Characiformes, Serrasalmidae. The transcript is spliced from 9 exons.